Psilocybe cubensis is the source of this 2718-nucleotide messenger RNA. RefSeq lists its product as uncharacterized. The record is from RefSeq and is a predicted model, not a curated record. Gene Ontology annotation, cellular component: extracellular region. NCBI's taxonomy places the organism in Eukaryota, Fungi, Basidiomycota, Agaricomycetes, Agaricales, Agrocybaceae. The transcript is spliced from 25 exons. Gene Ontology annotation, biological process: carbohydrate metabolic process. Gene Ontology annotation, molecular function: carbohydrate binding; chitinase activity. The coding region runs from base 1 to 2718 and encodes 905 amino acids.
AUGUUCGCACUUCGGAUCCUCUCAUUAAUCUUUGGGCUGUCAUCCUUGCUGCAUGCUAUUGCUUUCGAUAACAGUCGCUUUGACAAUGAUAAUGCCAUUGACGUAUUCCCUAUUGCAUUUUUGAACGUUUUCUUCGGGACCGGGGGUGUUCCUUCGAUCAACCUUGCGAACACGUGUAAUCCAACUGACAAUGCAACAUUCCCUGGAACAGAGCUUCCUAACUGCUCAUCUCUUGCUCCAGAUAUCGCCGCCUGUCAAGCAAAAGGCAAAAUAGUUACUAUCAGUUUGGGCGGAGCCACAGGUGCCGUGGGCUUCCAAUCAGAUGACCAGGCCACCAGUUUUGCCCAAACCAUCUGGGAUUUGUUCUUGGGGGGAACCUCUCAGACUCGACCCUUCGGGAAUGCUGUUCUAGAUGGUAUCGAUCUUGAUAUUGAGGGUGGUGGGUCUGAUCAUUAUAGCGUUUUUGUCAAUAAAAUUCGCUCCCUUGCGUCUGGUGCAUCAAAACAAUAUUAUGUUACUGCUGCGCCUCAAUGCGUUUUCCCAGAUGCAGCUCUGGGUGGGGUCCUCAAUGCAGCAAGCUUUGAUGCAGUUUAUGAUUUUACAACAACUAUUGUGGCCUACAAUCAUUUGGACAAGCAGCGAACUGGAAUUUCGGAAUCUGGUUUGUCCUUAAGAUACCCGAAUAAGAAUGUCAAGGUCUACAUUGGAGCGCCAGCAUCUAGUUCAGCUGCAGGCUCAGGAUAUGUCCCCAUCGGCACUCUGGGUAAUAUUGCAGUUCAAAUGCGUCAAAGCUUCCCUUCCUUCGGAGGUGUGAUGCUAUGGGAUGCAUCUCAGGCAUAUGCCAACGGGAGAUACGAUCUCGCAAUCAAAAACGCUCUAUCGGCCACUGGGGGCACCGGUUUUACAUUCCCGGCAUGUAGCGCCCCCGCAUACGUUGCAGGUACUAAUUAUGCUGGAGGCGCUGAAGUUUCCUUUGGAGGGUAUGUUGAACGAGUUUACCACAUUGAACGUAAUGCUAACCAUUAUAUGAAGGCUAAAUGGUCCGCGUCGUCUCAACCAUCCAAUGAUCCAAGUGGCGAAUGGAGUGCAAUAAGUGCAUGUGGUGGAUCCUCCAUUCCACCCUCAUCGUCCACUACAACCGCAAAACCAACAUCAAGUACCACUACGAAGCCUACAUCGACUUCAUCUGUCCCAACUACCACCAGUAAAUCGACGUCUCCGACUACCACGGCGAAGCCAACGACUUCCCCUUCCCCUGGAGGGCAAUGUGCGGGCAUUCCAGCUUGGUCCAGUACGGUACCAUACGUGGGCGGUUCUCAAGUGACCUAUAGUUCUCAUUUAUGGACAGCGAAAUGGUGGUCUGAAGCAGACGUUCCGGGAGGUUCUGCCGGUGAUUGGACCGACAACGGCCCGUGUGGGUCAUCCCUCCAAGCCGCGGCGACUUCAUCCGCGCAGGAUUCAGCUCCAUCUUCAGAUGCAGAGGGUUUACCUAUCGUCAAGUCUCUUAGAAAUCAGGUACUACGUGAAUGGACGCCUCGACGUGCUUCGACGUGCUUCGACCCGCGAACAUCAACGUACUGGGGUCAAGACUCGGCAGGCCAUCAACAACGGCUUGGUUUCUACUGCGACGAUGAUUCCAUUGAUGUUUUCCCAUUGGCUUUCCUCUAUGUAUUUUUUGGGAAAGGGGGCCAACCAGUUAUCGAUUUUGCGAACAUUUGUAGCCAAGGGUCAGGCAACUUCCCAGGCACGGACCUGGCAGAUUGCUCCUUCAUGGCAGCCGACAUCCAGAAAUGCCAGGCGAAGGGUAAAAUUGUGACAUUGAGUCUCGGCGGAGCGACUGCGAACGUGGGAUUCAACAGUGAUGCGCAGGCUGCUGGUUUCGCGGAAACGAUAUGGAACAUGUUCUUGGAUGGUGGAAUCCGGCCAUUCGGGAGUGCAGUGCUUGAUGGAGUCGACUUGGACAUAGAAAACGGAUCGGCCGCUCAUUAUAAUACUUUCGUUAAUACACUCCGAUCAUUGUCUAAAAAUGCGAAAAAAAGAUACUAUGUUACUGCAGCGCCUCAAUGUCCAUUCCCUGAUGCAAAGGUAGGCCAGGCUUUGAAUAGCGCAUUCUUCGAUGCUGUUUAUGUCCAAUUCUACAACAAUUUUUGCGAGACAUCAGUUCCAUCUGAGUUCAACUUUGCUACAUGGGAUAAUUGGGCAAAGACACAGUCUCCCAACAAGGAUGUCAAGGUUUAUUUAGGCGCCCCUGCCUCUGCAGAUUCUGCUGGCAACGGCUUUGUUUCCAGUCAGACGCUCAUCAACGUGGCCAAACAAGCACAGAAAAAGUACUCAUCUUUUGGAGGUAUAAUGCUUUGGGAUGCAGAUUCUGCUUACACUAAUAACAAGUAUCAUGUCACUGUCAAACAAGCUAUUUUCAAUGGCAUAACCGGGCCACCGCCUAAUACCUCGCCACAAAAUCCUGCUCCCACAUCGACUCCCAUUGGGACUGUCUCUCCUACCCGGACUGCCACGCCUACCUUUGUUCCGCCUCAUACUCCAUUAUCGAGCAAAUCUUUGGCUAGUACUCAGCCGACCGCCAGUGAGACGCCGAUUCCGGAUCCACGAGUAAAAGGCCGUGUAAGACCUCGACCGAUGGACAUCGAUGCAAGAGCACCUCUUCCGAUCGCAACCGGGAAGCCAACUCCUAGAAGGAGUUCACGACUCUUCAAGCCAUAA